Triticum aestivum (bread wheat) is the source of this 4004-nucleotide messenger RNA. RefSeq names its product formin-like protein 3. Lineage: Eukaryota; Viridiplantae; Streptophyta; Magnoliopsida; Poales; Poaceae. The record is from RefSeq and is a predicted model, not a curated record.
GCCGGCAGCCGCCUCCCGCCCACCUCUGUGCCUCGCCGGCCACUCGUCGUCGCCGCCUCGGCCUCCCGCCUGCCUCCGUGGUCCCGUGCCUCGUCGCGCCCUCCCACGCACACUGCUGCUGCGCCCCCGCAGUCCACUGCUCCCAGCCCCCCAGUCCGCAGACCGCAGCAGUCCUGCCCGGCGGCUGGCGGCGUGCAGCAAAGCUUCCCUCCAGAGGCACAGCCUGCACCCUGCAGCAGCCAGCCCUCCCACGAUUCAACACAGUACACAGAGGUGUUGAAGUUUGCAGAUUACCCUUUGCCAUUCUGAGAUCUAUUGUUUUUUGAAGCUGAAGUGAGCAAUUCUCAGAAUCUUGAGCACAUUUGACAACAACUCCUCAUUCACAUGAAAUGUCACUGCUUAGUAGAUUCUUCUACAAGAGGCCUCCCGAUGGAUUACUGGAGUUCAUUGACAGGAUCUAUGUUUUUGAUUCAUGCUUCUGCACUGAAGUUUUGCCGCAUGGAAUGUACCCAGUCUAUUUGAAUGGAAUUCUUACAGAGUUGCAUGAAGAGCAUGCAGAAUCUCAAUUUCUGGCUAUUAACUUCAGAGAUGGGGAUAAGAGAAGCCAGCUUGCUGAUAUCCUACAUGAAUAUGAUAUUCCAGUAAUUGACUACCCACGUCAUUUUGAAGGCUGUCCAGUGCUUCCUCUAUCUCUUAUACAGCAUUUUCUUCGUGUCUGUGAACACUGGCUAUCUACUGGGAACAGCCAAAAUAUCGUACUACUCCAUUGUGAGAGAGGGGGCUGGCCAUCAUUGGCAUUUCUGCUAUCUUGUUUUCUUAUUUUCAAGAAGUUGCACAGCGCAGAACAUAGAACUCUGGACAUUGUUCACCGUGAGGCCCCUAAAGGAUUCCUACAGCUAUUUUCUGCACUCAACCCAAUGCCCUCUCAGCUUCGAUAUAUGCAGUAUGUAGCCAGAAGAAAUAUCUCUCCAGAGUGGCCUCCUAUGGAGCGGGCGCUUUCUUUGGAUUGUCUGAUCCUUCGAGCUAUUCCAAAUUUUGAUUCUGAUAAUGGAUGUAGGCCAUUGAUCCGAAUUUUCGGUCGAAAUCUUCUUGGCAAGAAUGCUAGCAUGACUGACAUGAUUUUUUCAAUGCCUAAGAAGAAGUCCUUGCGCCACUAUCGACAGGAGGACUGUGACGUGAUAAAAAUUGAUAUCCAGUGUCCAGUCCAGGGAGAUGUUGUUCUGGAGUGCGUACAUCUUGAUCUUGAUCCAGAAAAGGAAGUUAUGAUGUUCCGGAUAAUGUUCAAUACUGCUUUUAUCCGUUCAAAUGUACUGAUGCUGAAUAGUGAUGAUGUUGAUAUACUCUGGGGUUCAAAAGAUCGGUACCCGAGGAAUUUUAGAGCAGAGGUACUGUUUUGUGAAAUUGGGGGCAUUUCUCCUCCAAGGGCUCCAACAGUAACAUUGAAUGGUGAUAUGAAAGGUGGUUUACCAAUUGAAGCCUUUUCAGCUGUUCAAGAACUCUUCAAUGAUGUUGAAUGGAUGGAAAGCGGUGACAAUGCUGCUUUUUGGUUGCUCAAAGAAUUCUCAGCAAACUCUCUGCAAGAUAAAUUUCAAAAGCUAAUACUCAGCGACAUGAAAGAGCUUUCGAAGUUCCAAGCUAAAGUUGGCCUCCAGAUGCCACUAAUAUCUCCACUGGAUUCUGAUGAAGAAAAAUAUUCUGCGGCUUCUGAUUCCGGUUAUUCAGUAGAUUAUGAGAAGGUUCAACAUGGUGGGAACUCAUCUGACUCAGAGAACAUUGAUCGUGCUCUUACCACUGAAGAUUCUGAAUCUAUUGCUACUUCCUCAGCGAACACUUCAUCUCCCCCUCCUCCACAUGGUAGAUCCUGUGGCCUUUCAACUGAACAAAGUCUGCUGUCAGGAGAAUUACAGCACGAGUUACCUAGCUGGCAGCCGCCACCACUAUCAGCAGAAAAUGGAGACAAACAUGCUAUCUCGGCACAGGUGUCACCACCAGCAGCAGCAAAUGGAAGCAAACCUAUUAUCUCGGCGCCGCCGCCGCCGCCACCACCACCACCACCAAGUGGCAGCAAACCUGUUUUCUCACCACCGCCACCACCACCACCGCCGCCGCCGCCGCCAAGUGGCAGCAAACCUGUUUUCUCACCGCCGCCGCCACCACCACCACCACCACCUAAACCACCUGGAACUGUACCCCCUCCACCACCAAGCUCAAAAAUCUCAAAUGCACCAGCACCACCUCCAGUAUUGGGAAGGGGAAGAGCAGCAACCGGAUCAGCAAAAGGUCGUGGCAUUGGAUUGGCACUUCAAAGUAACCCCCCAAAGAAAGCUUCAUUAAAGCCUUUGCACUGGGUGAAAGUUACACGAGCAAUGCAGGGAAGUCUCUGGGCGGAUGCCCAAAAUCAAGGGAAUCAGGCUAGGGCUCCUGAUAUUGAUAUGUCCGAAUUAGAGACCUUGUUCUCCACUGCUGUUGCAACCAAUGCAAGUGAAAAAGGAGCAACGAAGCGUGGCUCAGCUAUUAGCAAGCCAGAAAUUGUUCACCUGGUUGAUAUGAGAAGAGCAAAUAAUUGUGAGAUCAUGCUUACCAAAAUCAAAAUGCCUCUUCCUGAUAUGAUUAGCGCGAUCUUGGCUUUGGAUACGUCUGUUCUUGAUAAUGACCAAGUGGAGAAUCUCAUUAAGUUUUGCCCUACAAACGAAGAAAUCGAGAUGUUGAAGAACUAUAACGGCAACAAAGAAAUGCUUGGGAAAUGUGAACAGUUUUUCCUGGAGCUAAUGAAAGUUCCUCGCGUCGAGUCCAAACUAAGAGUUUUUGCUUUCAGAAUUGCAUUCUCAACACAGGCUGAUGAGUUAAGAACUAACUUAACCACCAUAAAUGAUGCAACAAAAGAGGUGAAAGAGUCUCUGAAGUUACGGCAGAUAAUGCAGACCAUUCUCACAUUAGGGAAUGCAUUGAAUCAAGGAACAGCUCGAGGUUCUGCUGUUGGCUUCAGAUUAGAUAGUCUUCUUAAACUAUCGGAUACUCGAGCUAGGAACAAUAAGAUGACACUAAUGCACUAUUUAUGCAAGCUUCUUGCUGAAAAGUUGCCUGAGCUUCUUGAUUUUGACAAAGACUUGAUUCAUCUGGAAGCAGCUUCGAAGAUCCAAUUGAAGUUGCUUGCUGAGGAAAUGCAAGCAAUAAACAAAGGUCUUGAGAAGGUCGAGCAGGAAUUAGCUGCUUCAGUGAACGAUGGAGCAAUAUCUGUUGGCUUCCGCAAGGCAUUGAAAUCCUUUCUCGACUCGGCAGAAGCUGUAGUUAGGUCCCUCAUUUCCUUGUAUUCAGAAGUGGGAAGGAAUGCUGAUUCCCUAGCUCAGUAUUUUGGUGAAGAUCCAGCUCGCUGCCCUUUUGAGCAAGUUACGUCGAUUUUGGUUAUUUUCGUGAAUAUGUUCAAGAAAUCACGUGAUGAAAAUGCUCGAACUGUGGAAGCUGAGAAGAAGAAAAUGGAAAAGGAAAAGGCAAGUAUGUCUACUAUAAAAGGAUCGGAGUGAGGACAUUUCUAAGCCAAUCUUCCAUCUUUGUGACCCUGCUGAGGAGCUGCCGCAGAAUGUUACAUACACCGGAGCCCGCUUCUGCUUUUUGAUGCUCAAUGUAGUACACGCAGAGGUGUAAUGUCAGAAGGCUUAGGCUCGUUGGCUGCGCGUCAUCCACUAACAUGGUUGCUCGCGGUUUGCAAGCUAAGGAACUUUUUGUGAUUCUCACUAGCGGGUGGGUCUGUGGCAAACAUUCCUGAAACAAAAUGCAGGGAGGCUUCAAGCCGCUGUAGUGUUGUACAUAUAGCAGUUGCUGAUACAUAGCUUUCUUACAUGUACAUAAAGUUAGCUCAAGUGGAAGCAAAGCAAAAAGUUCAUGAUUGUUGUAAAAUUUCUUGUAUCAUCAACAAACAAGCAGACUGGUGCUAUUUUCGCAGAGUGCGCGAGCCAGUUAUACAAUGUAUUGUGCCUUUAUGCAAUUAUUAUUAUUAUUUGUUGUUA